Messenger RNA from Lineus longissimus, 3358 nucleotides. RefSeq names its product katanin p60 ATPase-containing subunit A-like 2. Bases 76 to 1770 code for a protein of 564 amino acids. NCBI's taxonomy places the organism in Eukaryota, Metazoa, Nemertea, Pilidiophora, Heteronemertea, Lineidae. The transcript has 16 exons. The record is from RefSeq and is a predicted model, not a curated record. Gene Ontology annotation, molecular function: ATP binding; protein binding; ATP hydrolysis activity.
UCGUCGGAAAAAUGUCAAUGUAUUUUGCUUCACAACCAUCAACAACAUUCAUUUUGAUGCAUUUCAGCAUGUGAGAUGGCGGAGUCACAACUAAGUUAUCAGAUGAUACGGUCUGCUAACCAGGCCAGAGAAGCUGAUGAAAUAAAGACAGAUCAACGAAAGAAGAACCUUUUGAUUCUGAUGUUGAAUUAUCUCAGUGAGGAAGGCUACAUUGAAUCUGCUAACUCACUUUCCAAGGAGACCAGCAUAGACGUGGGGAAGUAUGAAGUAUGUGAUAACAUUGAUCUCGAAACCAUUCUCAUGGAAUACGAAAGUUACUAUUUUGUCAAGUUUUCUAAGUACCCGAAAAUUGUCAAGAAGACCUCACAAAAUGGAGAUGAGAAGACGACACGGAUUGGGAAGAUGAAAAAUACCAGAAGUAGCAGUACUCCAUCUUUGCCGAGGAUUCCAAAUCGACCGGCCUCACCCACCAACAAUGUUCGUCCUAAAUCUGGAUUUCAGGGUCGAUCAGCACAGAAAAGGACUGCUGUGUCGAGUAAAGAGAGACCUUCUCCCCAGUUCAUUCUGCCAUCAAAUGGAAGUGCAAAGCCACCGACUUCGAACCACAUGUUGAAUGGUGAUGGCCUCCAAGGCUUGGCCAUUGCCGGAAGCUCCAGUGCCACAGACCAGUCGCAUGCCCAAGCAAAUGGCCACGAUCAACCAAAACAAAAACAAAAGUUCGGUCAAAUAAUCGACAUUCGGUCGAUGAUCAAUGACGCCACAAGAAUGAAUGCUGAGGAGGGGGCUUCAGAUUUAGGGGAUCGACUGCUGAAACCAUUGGGUGGAUAUAUGGGCUACAACAACGAAUGGCGGGAAUUAGCUCAAGUUAUUAGUAGGGAUAUUUAUUCAGAAGAUCCAAACGUGCGGUGGGAAGACAUAAUAGGAUUAGAUAACGCUAAAAGAUUAGUUAAAGAAGCUGUAGUUUAUCCAAUUAAGUACCCACAACUCUUUAAAGGCAUUUUAUCACCGUGGAAGGGUUUGCUGCUGUACGGACCUCCUGGUACUGGGAAAACAUUACUAGCCAAAGCUGUGGCCACAGAAUGUAAUACGACGUUCUUCAACAUAUCAGCAUCUAGUAUAGUUAGCAAGUGGAGAGGAGAUUCAGAGAAAUUAGUUAGGGUUUUAUUUGAGCUUGCCAGAUUCCAUGCACCGUCCACUAUAUUCAUUGAUGAACUGGAGUCAAUCAUGAGUCAGAGAGGAUCGGCAGGUGCAGGAGGGGAACACGAGGGGAGCAGACGGAUGAAGACAGAGUUACUGGUGCAGAUGGAUGGCCUCUCAAAAACAGACGAUCUGGUCUUUUUGUUAGCUGCCUCAAAUUUACCAUGGGAAUUAGACCAUGCAAUGCUCAGACGACUGGAGAAACGAAUCAUUGUGGAUUUGCCGACGCCAGAAGCUAGGAAGAGCAUGUUCAAGUUUUAUCUGCCACCAGUAGUUGUUCCAAAGGACGGAGGCCUGAGUUUGAAAGCUGAGAUAGACUAUGACCAUGUUGCCGAUGCCACGGAGGGUUACACUGGAUCUGAUAUCAAACUAGUUUGUAAAGAAGCUGCCAUGAGACCUGUGAGAAAAAUAUUCGAUGCAUUAGAAAACCAUCACACAAAUGAAGAAAUCUGCGUAGAACUUAGUCCAAUCAAAACCAUAGAUAUAGAACUAGCCUUGCAACACACAAAGCCGUCCGCGCAGAGGUUAAGUGCCAAGUACACAGCAUGGCAGAAGGAGUUUGAAUCUGUAUGAAGAAGUUUCCAAAGGACUAUUCUGGAAUCCUUGGAUCAUGCUCACACUCGCAGUGUCUGUGAAAAUGGAGUACUGUUUUUACCUGUGGUGGAGGGACAAGUAAGGCUUAUUGUCUUUGGGUGGUCCGUAACAGUAGACAAACUGGAGAAAACGGUACUUCUCGCCCAAAUGCUGAAGAUUUAAGGGUUUUGUUCAUGUACCUACAUGUGUGCUGAUGUGGGAUGAAAGGGACGAGGUUGACAGAACCGCUGCUGUACUAGGACAUUGAUGUAAUACUAUAUGUAGGGACUGGGAUGUCAACUUGACAAGAUAUUGUAAUUGACAAGGCUGUGUUUGUUGACAAGGUAUAAUUGGAUUACAAUUGUCAAGGCUCUGUUAAAUUUACAGGGUACAUUGUAUGAUAAAGUGAAUUUCAAAAUUAAGCUUUCAGUGACUCGCAGCAGAGAAUAAUUCUCAUCCAUUUCAAACAUUUGUCCAAUAUAUUCAGUAUCAAUCUACUUGUGUCAAUAUUCCAGAAACACUUUUAAACAAGUUUAGGUCGUCCCAACUCAGUAUGUAACGUAAUUCCGUCCAAUGGGUAGAUUUGCCCUUGUGUAAGUAAAGUUACUGUGAUAGUGUUACACCAUGCCUGAUUUUGCUUUAUUAGGCUGAUUUUUAAACUUCAUUGUAAAUUCUGAUAUCCAUUUAUCAAUAUAUUGCCAUAUUUCACAAGGGACUGUCACUGUCAUUGACAAAAAAUAUUGCAUUAUUUUGACCAAGUUGCCCAAAAAAGAGGUGAGGCAAUAAAUGACUUUUUUUGCAAACACAAAGCACAUUUUCAUUCUCGUAUAUAUGUUACAGUUCCUUGAUAAAUGGCAAUCAUACUGUGCCUUCUGAUUUUGAUUUAUGAUGAAAGUAUACUAAAAAUAACUUUGUAGAUUGCGAUGUCAGAGGGUAAUUGCCAAUGAUUGUCUGUGCAAUUACUUCAGAAUUUAGUUGAUACAAACAAUUAUUCUUGUCUGAAGGGGACAUACUUGUUGACUUGAGCUCUUCCUUGGUUGAAAUAAGGUCAAGUAUUUUGCACAGCAUGCUUGACUUAUUGUUAUUGCGUCAAGAGUUUAUUUACCAGGGAAGAUAUUUACUUUAAAACCAACUGAAAAACUCUUUAUGUACACAGUGGAACCUCCCUUAGCGGACACUUACAAGAUACUUGGUACGUAAAAAUAAAAAUAAAUUGUCAGGUCCUGUAAACCCAUUUUCUGUUACUUCAAUCUAAACAGAUUAAACAGCUCUUACCUGCUUUAGGGGGUUGGGUGGGGGUAGGGGGUAGCAUUGUUAACUACAUGUAUGCCUAGCAAAUGUACUUACAGUUUCUUGUUUUAGGAAUUGUCAUUGAUUACAAAUGCUAGUGACCUUUUAAACUAUGGCUUUGGUACAUUGUAACUCAAUCCGUCCAAUAUAUUGUCGUUGUCCAAACCAUGUGUGCUGUGCUUUGAUAGAUAUUAUUUAUUGAGUCACUUGGGUGAUAUUUUUUGUAUAGUAUGAAUGUCAAGUGUACACUAAUUUAUUUCAGCGUUUUUGCAAUAAUGUGUGACUUCCGUUAAUCGUU